Molecule: messenger RNA, 3567 nt
Organism: Octopus bimaculoides (California two-spot octopus)
Lineage: Eukaryota; Metazoa; Mollusca; Cephalopoda; Octopoda; Octopodidae
Product: histone-lysine N-methyltransferase EHMT2
Molecular function (GO): protein binding
Source: RefSeq, a predicted model, not a curated record
UACUGAGAUUUGUUCAGGAAUUUGUCUUCUGCUGCAGAUAAUAUUUACUAGAAUUCAGAGUUAGGUCGUGCAGUAAGUAGCAGGUACAGCACUUUUGACACAACCCGAACGUCUCAGUGCACGACAAAAGAGGUUUCUACACAAGAGAAAGACAUGGGCGCGAAUUCAUCUAAAACUGAAAUCGAAGAGGAACCGAAAACGAGCUUGAAAAGAAGACUCACAAUCAACACAAAUCGAACAGCGAAUCGAAUUUCUUCAGUUCUUCGCCGACCAUCUUCCAAGCGUGUUCUUACUGGUCCUCGACUCAGACAAACUAUACGACCCUGUGCAGACGCCUGCGAAGAGCAAGGAUUGUUGUCUGCCAUCGAAAAGUGUCAUCAUGCAUGUGUGAUGAAGCAUUUAAUCGGAGGAGAUUCCCCUGAUGUAGGAACAACAAAGGAUGACAUGCCUGUAAUUUUAGCUUGUAAAAAUCCAGAGAUUCUCGAACUUCUUUUAGAAUUCGGAUGCGACAUCAAUCGAACACCCAGAAGCGAUAGUUCUAUUCCAUCAAAAAGAACAGCUUUGCAUUUUGCUGCAGAGUAUGGGUACUUAACAAGUGUGAAACUCUUAAUUCAUUACGGAGCUAAUGUCGAUGCUCAUGAUGCAAAUAACAUCACUCCGUUAAUGCUGGCCUGGGACAAAUCGCAGGACCAUGUAGCAGAGUAUCUCCUGAGUGUCUACCUUCGUGACAAAAAAGCUGGCUCUUGGGGACACCAUGCUCUGAUGCAGUCGUGUCAGAAUGGUCAAUUAGAUUUUGUUCAAAUGUUAAUUCUCAAGGGACAUGUGAAUCCUAAUGCACAUGACCAAUAUGAUGGUUCAACGCCUCUGAUUGCUGCAGCUAAAAUUGGACAUAUAGAAAUUGUAAGGUUUCUUCUAACUCGAAACGUUGAUGCUACAUAUCGUGAUAAACUACGAAAUUUUACGGCUGGGGAUUAUGCAAGUGUCAAUGGACAUCGAGAAUGCUGGCUUGUAUUGCAAGAAGCCUCAGAAGAUCUUAAAGAAGAUGAAAUAGUGGUUGUUCAAACUGCAAAUACUCCCCAAGAAAGUGUCAAAUAAAUCUAAUAUACCUAAGUAUAUGAUACAAAACCUCUAAGAAUUAUUCAAAAAACACUUUGAAACAUAUUUACAUGUGCUUGUGUCCAUACAUGUGAUAUAUACAUCGAUAAUUAUUCAUGUACAAUCCUAUAAAUGUAUUUAAUUAUUUGAUAAUGGGAUGGAUUUGCGAAAUGACAAAUGAGUGAGCUAUAGUUAGCUAUUCAAAUCUGUACAUUUAGAGAAAAGACUUUUGCAUUAACGAAGAACGAUGAGUGAUUAGUUGGUUGGUUGGCUGGUUGGUUUCUUGGUCGAAUGCUGUAGUCCAAGAGACAAAGUAUAGCAUCCAGCCAAGUAGGGUUCGACAAAAGUCAGUUAUGUGGCUUAUCUACUCGUGUACAUGUGUUAUAUAAUGCAUUUUUUUUUCUUUUUGAUUGGAGUAUGUUUUAUGCUUAUUUUGACCUGCAAAUUGUAAAACACACACACACACACACACACACACACACACACACACACACACACACAAAAAGAAAACGAUAUCGAAAAUAAGUUGGGUUUUUUUUUUCAUCUUUUAUACAUCAAUUCACACUCAAAAUUAUACGGUCAAGCGGUGUUUUAUUGUUCCACUUAUUGUGAAUGUCUGUAGCACAUGAAUUAUAGAGCAAUAUUAUUUUUAUUUUUCUCCAAGAAUCCAAGUUCAGUCAUACUUUGAUCCCGGUGGCUUAGUACGUACCUUGUCGCUCCACUAGUAAUGGGUAUCGUGCUGAAAGUAUAUUUUGAAUACUGGAUUAGUCUAUAGACUAUAGCUGUAUCUCCUUCCUCUAGUAUAUUUCUUACCACACUAAUGUUGAGUGGGCAGUUGACUUCCAACAUAGAAUUUUUUUUUCAUUAUUAUGUCGUCCCAAACAGCAAUAUAAGGCCAGUUGCGUCUUAAUUCGGACGCUGUUUUUAUUCUUAGGUUCCACCAAUAUUCUUUUAACCCGCUAUUCUCAAUACGUUCAUCUUUAUUUGUAGCUAUUUCUUUCUUUCGUAUUCCAUUUCAGAUUGCUCUAUCUACAACAUAAUGCCAUUCAGUAAGGUAGUAUCUAAGGAAAUUCUCUCAGUUGGCAAUGACACGACAAAUGUCUUCCGUUUGGAUUUUACAUAGUCUACAUUUGUUGUCAAUUGAAGCCUUCUAAGUGUAUUUAGUGGGAAUUUCUUGCCGUGUUCUUGGUGUAGUUUAUUCCUUCUAUGGUCUGUGUUUUUCAUUCACUCUAAGUGAACUGGUAUAUUUUUUCAUCUUGAUAGGAUUAAAUAGGAUUCUCUCUCUCCCUCUCUCCCUCUCUCUCUCUCUCUCUCUCUCUUCCUCUCUCUCUCUUUCUCUACUUCCCUCUCUCUCUCCCCUCCCCCUCUCUCUCUACCUCCCUCUCUCUCUUUGUGUGUUCUGUUCAAUUUUGCGAUUACAAUUUGUUUAAAGAAUAUACAGAUCCGAUAAUUUAAGGUUCACACUUUCGGUGAUAUAUUCGGGACCACACAUACUCUCUUACUGAAACUUAUCACAUAUCAGUUAAUAUUCGGGUUGCUAUUACAAUGUUCCCUGUUCCUCCGAACUUGCAUAGUAUAUAUUACAUCCGCUAAGACUCUCCAAAUUCACGUGCCUAUCAGAUUACUGUGACUUAUGUAUUAUAGCUCUUCACCCUGCAAGAUUGAACAUAAACCUUUUUAAAGAAUUCCUCAUCCUUGGAGUUUCAACUCUGACCUCCUCUUCCUUGUCCACACGUUUUUCUAUAAAUGUCAACACGCACUCAUGAACCGUAUAUCUGAGCAGAGCAAAGUAAAGAUCUUUUAAAGUCUUGAGAACUGCCACUUUUUCCAGACUCCUGACCUUUUCCUUUAAAAACAUUCUUUCACUUUUGACCUACUUUGAUUUUAUUUAUUCGCGAUAUUUCAGUUGCCAGACCCGUAGGUUGCAUCUAAGGCACUGCUUUUUAACUAUUUUUAUACCAUAGUUCACUUCUCAAAAAACAACACGUGUAUCCCACCAUAAACUUACGUAUUCAGAAGUUUUAAAGUUUUAUUGCAAGUCUUUUUUCGUUUCUUACUUAUUUACGUCCCAUUCUGAAGUAAUCCAUUUUGAGAAACUCUGGUCUAGGGUUUAUAAACCCUAAAAUAUUCUGAGUAAGGCUAAACGCACAACCUUAUCUUGAAUUAAACAGUUCAUAACCUUUAUGUUGUUUUAUAUAAUACUUUCAGGCAAGCGUGUAAAUGUGUGUUUGCGCGUGCGCGUAUGCCUAAGUGUGUGUGUGUGUGAAUGAGAGGUAUUUCAGAGAAAGAAAUACGUGCAUGCAAGUCAAUCGUUAAGUUUCAUCAGCACAAUUUAAUAACUGGUCAGAAACCAGAAAACUACAAAUAACGUAAUUACGCGAUGUCAUGGUUUGUGUUUUUACAAAUAAACGAUAUUUUGAAAUAAACGCAGCGAAAAAAUUUGCUUUACGAAUAAAGUUUCAUCGAAAAACA